Molecule: messenger RNA, 642 nt
Organism: Chironomus riparius
Lineage: Eukaryota; Metazoa; Arthropoda; Insecta; Diptera; Chironomidae
Source: the annotation of a GenBank genome assembly
GGAAGCAUCAACUCGAGCAGAGCGCAUUAAAAAGUGUCUUUUCUUAUUUAAAAAAAUUUAUUCUCUUUCUUAAGCCGACAUUUGACACAAAAUAAAGGAAACAAAAAAUUAAGAAAAAAGUGCUGCCACUCGAAAAGAAACUAUUGAAAAAUCAUUAAAGACGAAGAUACCGACAGAAGUGCAAAUAAAAGGAGCUCUCAAGUGUGAAAAAUCAUCAUGAAUGCCAAGAUCGAUUUUAUUGAGGAUAUUCAUAUGCGUUACAGUAGCUUGGAGAUCGAUUUAGAUAAAAAAUUAAAGUCAAUUGAAGAAGCAGAAACGAAUUUAGACGAGCAGUUCGACACAUCAGAUGCCAAUACUGAAACUAAUGAAUUAGACUCAUAUCCACAGACACUAAACGAGGCGAGGAAACGAAAUAAGAAAAUUAUUGAAGAUUUGGAGAAAGCAAAGGCACGGUUGCGGAUGAGAGUUAUGUUUUCACCAUUGGAUGAGAUACACGAAAAGGCAGAAAAUAAUUAUUUUGCGGCAAUUCAAACUCCUUUAAAGAAGAAAUAUGGACCAAUUUUUGUGUGAGACAUUUUGCAGCUGAGACAAUAAAUUUACAAUUAGUUCUGCUCCCUUUUUCUAAUAAGUGUGACACUUUUC